AUGAAUGUAUUCAAUGGUCAAAAUGAAAUCGAAGUUUACGAUGGAGAUUUUCCAGAAGCAUCCUCAUGGAAUACUUCGUCCAUUGAAAAUUCUCUCAGUAAUUUGGAUAUUAAAAUGGACAGUAAUUUUGCAUGGUUGUUGUGUUCUUUGUUAUCGGGAAUAAUUUGGGUCACAUACAUUAGUUAUUAUCAUUCAAGGGUUUUGGGUUAUAUAUUAACUAAAAUAUUAAAUAGACAUUUUAUUGAUAAAAAUGGUUACAUGAAAGUAGGUUCAUUUACAUGGAGUGUGUUAAGCGGAAAAAUUAUGUUUAGGGAUAUUAUAUAUAUGACAAAUGAUUACACUCUAAGGAUUCAAGAUGGCUGGUUGAUAUUCAGGUGGUGGAGGUCUUAUGUUCCCAAACAUUUGUCAGAAGAUUUGUCUCAUUCCGACACAAGAUUAUCAGUUUUACUAAAUGGUUUCGAAUUGCACAUGUAUAAUAGAACAGAUGUUUAUGCUAAUUUGGAAAGAAUUUUCGGUUUAGAACCACAAAUAAAUACUAAAGACGAGUUUGAUAAUAUUAAAGAAGAUAGGGAAACGGGAGUUUUGACCUCAAAGAAUAACGAAUCACCAAAUUUAACGAAUAAUUCAUGGAGGGAUUUGUUUCCUGUGAUCAAGUUGGACGUAUCAUCAGGUCGGUUGGUAUUUGGAAAUCGUUUAAUUCCCACAACAUUAUCGGUGAAUGUAGAAGAAGCUCAUUUUGUUUAUUCCAUAAAACCGGCUGCAUCUAAAUUGGAUUAUUUUAUGCAUAUAUUAAAAUGCGUAGCAGAAAAUUUUAAAGUUAUUUUAGCUCCGAGUCCGAAAUACACAGGAAUGAUUGACGAUCCGCCUCGUUAUAUGGGAGAAGGAUUUGUUAUUUUUUCAUCAAAUAAAGUCGAUUUAUAUUAUUACAUGGACCAACCGGGUAUCGUACCUGAAAAACCUGAAAUGUUAGAAUUGGCGAAUGGCGAUUUUGUUGAAUCCGCUCCCCCCAUUUGGGGUAUCGAUAUCAAAUGCGAAAAAGGUACGGAUUUUAGUUACGGACCCUGGGCUGAUAGACAACGAGAGCAUUUGUUUAAAUUUUUUUUUCCCAACAACUACCAACCGAUGAGAGUGACAAAACCUGCUCGUCCGGGAGAACUAAGACAAGUUCAAUCGUUUGAUAUUCGAUUAAGCACUCAAAACGAUGCAACGAUCGACAUUUUGUUUUCGAAAAAUAAAGAAACGAAUGCCGUACAUAUAAAUAUCGAACCUGGAUCUUAUUUGGAAAUCACGCUACCUUGGGUUGUUCAGUCGGAGGGUUAUUGGACCAAAAUAACAGGUCAAUUGUUACACGUCGAAGCAUCUACCAGUUUACCUUAUCGAACGCUGUUAGAAAGUGAAACGUUAGAAUUUAACGUAAAGUGCCAUUAUCCGUUAAAAUGGAACGAUCAUCAAGAGUUAUUUUUCAGUUUUACCGGUUGUAAAACGACGGCUCAUUUAAUUUAUGCUCACAAAGAAUUUUUUCAAGAUCUCAUUAAUGAUUGGUCAUCCAAGGCAGCUCCUGAUCUUCUUUAUUUCGUUCCCUAUACCUGUAAAGUCAGUUGGGUUAUGAAAGAAUUUGAAAUCAUAACUUCUUGCAAUAAUUACAAUUGGAUCGAUUGCUCUUCGCAGAAUCAGGAAAACACUCACAUCGCAUUUUCCGGUGAACUAUUCGACCUCUCUUUCGAUCUUCCAUUUUCCGAAUUUUUACCUCAAGUAAUUCCCCUCCGCUUCUGGAUUCAAGGUGAAAGUGUGGAUAUGUCAUUGUUCAUUCCCGACGUUCAAACGAGCCGAGACAUAUUGUUUGCUUUGGACGAAAAUGCAAAAAUUUUAGAUAGGGAUGGAAAUGUAACGACGACGAAAAAAAAUUAUGGGAAAAAAUGGAGACGCGUUUGCCAAAGAAACUACGGAUGGAUAGACUGUUGGUCUGUGCCAAUUAUUGCUAUCAGUAUUAAUUACGUUUUUCACCCUCAACCACCGUUGGGUCCCCCUCCUCAAGCGGAUAUCACGACUCCCGAAAAGGAAGAGAUUUUAUUGUCUCCCAUGAGAAUACCACGAUAUAGAAAACCUCAAGUUUUUCACUGGACUCAAUCAAAUAACGAUGGUAAAAAAUUUAAUCCUUUAACUUUGGCUCCGGAUAAAAUCACCGUCGACCUCGAAAUAGGUUCUUCGGUUCUUUUGGUGUACGGAUCCUGGAUUUUAAAUUUUAUACAUUUGAAAGAGAAUAUAUUUGGUGAUUAUCAAAAGUUUACCGACAUGCAGCUACAUAAGACUACUUCGACUGGUUCGACCGCGAAGGAAACUAAUAAAAAAAAUAAUGAUGAUGGUAAGAAAGAAAAUUUCGAUUCUCGUCACUAUCGACCGUUUGAAGUUGUCCUCUCUAUUACCAUGCACGACAUUCAAGCUCAUUUGAUGAAAAACUGUACGGAAAAAGAUCCGCCCUGUCCGAUGAUUUUAUUAGAAAGAUUCGGUUUGGAAAUGAAAAAAAGCUACAGAGAAACUAUACUUCAGGUCGUUUUAUCGCCGAGUAUCUUAAUUAUAUCCGACACGUUCACUCGUCCCAACAAAGAAUCCCACAUCGGUCAAGGUCAUCUAAUGCUUUCCGGUUUGCAAAUUCGUGGGCACGCCAUGUUUAGCGACGAAGGUCGAUCUUUAGAUGAAGAAACAAUAGAAUACGCUUGGAUGCUGGAAAUCCAGCUGGGAAAAUUGAGCGGGAAAUUAACUUUGCCGCAACUUUAUCAUUUGGUAUCGAGUCUGGAAACGUUGGUAUUUCUCGUUCAAGAUGACGAGAAUACUUUAAAAAGUCCCGAAAGACCUCGAACGUGCAUUCACGGAACGGACAUAAAUCCUUGCGUACAUCAAGAAAGUAAAAAAUUAUAUAUUUGUCCCUCGACGGAAAAUAUAAAAUAUCGCAUGACGAGAGUUUCCGUCGAUGCCGUCGAUUUGUUUUUAAUAGAGAGUGGAACGGCCAUUCAUUUGUGGUUGUCACCCGUGAGAGUUUCUAAUUGUAAUUUACACGGACAAAGAAUAAAAUCUGGAGUGUCGGGACUUAUUUCCUACAUUCAAAUCCGACAAUUUAUUUGCACCGGCUCAAAUCAUUCGAAUCAAAGCAAUACGAAUACCAACACCAGCAGCAGCGGCGGUCGUUCUCAGUUGGGCAUUAUUAAUAACAAGGGAAAUAUGGACGAAUUGUGGCUUGAAAUCGGUUCUGUAACAUUUGGACCCCUGAUAUUCGAGGCAGCUUUAUCAUUGACCGCAGUCGAACAAGAUCUUCAAACGAUACAACAAAAGUUUUUAAAACUUCACGAUGAGGAAACCAAAAGACUUUGGUUUUUAUGGCCGCGAGAAGGGGUUGAUGAUAGCGUUGAAAGUUCCACGAGGAGGUGCGGAUGUAUCGGAGGCUGUGCUUUUUUCGGUUCCAACAGAAACGGUAAGAAAUUUUUCAAGCCGAGUCAGCAGGAUAUUCAAGAUGGAAUAAAUAUCGCCGCGUUUCGGAUAAACGAACCUCCGAUUGAUCCAGGUUUCGGACAAAGCAUACUCCACGAAAAUCAACUCGUAUUUCACACAGCUCCCUACGAUUCGUCGUGUCAAGCCGUCGUACAAGAUUCUUAUUUUCAUCAUAAUAAAACCCCUCGAUUUUCCUAUCACAAAAUACAGUCGAAUGAACGGGUCGGCAAAGGUGGAAUUUUCGGAUAUAGAAAAGUCGAACCGUGUAAUUCGACGGCCGUGGAUUCCGUUAACGUGUCACAAAGUCCCGUGGCUGAUAAAAAAGUGAUUAGACGUAGGUUUUCUUGCACGUCUGCCGGAAAUUCUAAAUCAGGUAUAAAAGAAGUACCGUAUUUUAGAUUGAUUGAAAGCAGGACGGGAAGUUUAAAACCCGUGAGAAGAGAACCCGAGAAAUUAGUGCUCAAAGUGCCUGAAUUAGAUUCACAACCGAGAAACAGUGCAUCCGAUUCGAAAUUGUCCGUCGAUUAUUUUCAACAGCCGACGGAUAAUUCAGAAAAUUCGAGCAAAUGGACCGACGCUCUUCAUUCAUUUUCAACGUCUCUCGAACUUGAAGAUAAUAAAAUGGGGAGAACGUUUUCCAUAACAAGCGAAAAUCAAUCCGAAGUGUUUUACUCGGCGGAUGAAGAAGUGGUCGCGGCUAAUUAUUCCAGUUCGAAACAUUCGAUUUCGGAUAAUUUAUCCAGCAAGAACGACGUCGAAAUCGGACCCACGAAAUCAAAAUUUAAUAGCGAAUCUAAUAUUUUCCCACCCGGACUUUAUUCCAAACCGAAUCUUUCCCUAUCCGGAAGCUCGAGUCGAGUUAGACUCAUUAGUCAUUCUAGCGAACAUGAAAUCAACACGCCUGAAAAAAAAAGUCAAACUCUAUCGAAACCCGAAUCCGAUUUGGGUUUGUCUUUUAUCGGCGACUCAUCGUCCAGUCCGAGGUCCGUAGGGGGCGCUCCUGUUUUUCAAAGCCUCUUCGAAAGAAAUUUAGGAGAAAAAAUUUUAACGGACUCGGAUACACCCUCGAUAUCAAGCACUUCGUUUAUAUCGGCCAUAUCGUCGCAGGAAGAUAACGGUUUAGUGAAUUUACACAUGCAAAUCAAUAGACCCAUCAUCGAAGCUCCGCUUCUCAUGUCCAGCUACAUAAAUCACUUGUCUCAACUCGGAUGCGAUAAUUGGAAUCAAUGCACGGUCCCUUCCGGAUGUGACGUGUAUGCCAUACCCGGAGCUCUCUUUCAAAAAACUCAAGAUGGUUUACUCUUGUACAAGGGUGGAAAAUACACUCCGAAUUUCACGAAAAUAAACGAAGGAUUCACUUAUUUGAAAAUGAUCAAAAGAUGGAGCGAAGAUCAAAUUUCGAGUCCUCCGCUCUCGGCAAAAACUCCGACGACUCAUCCGUACAAUUGGGACUACACGAAUUGGGAUAAAAAGAGCGAGGAAGAUAAUGUCGUGUUGGAAGAAGAAAUGUUAUCCACGUCGUGCGAAACGGGAAGUCGAACGACGAUAAUAGUUAAAUUUAAAGGAGAUUUCGAUAUUAUUUUGACUCCUUUGGUUCUCGAAUCCCUUCAGAGAUUCAUAGACAGUUUGAUUCCGACUGUUAGUUCUUUGCAUGCACUCACUGUGAUUAAUCACCUUCACUUCGAAUGCAUAAAAAAGGUUAAAGACGCCAACAUAUUGAAAAAGGAAGAAUUUUUAACGAAUUUAUCACCUCUCAGAACCGAUACCAUUAUAAGGGACAACAGCAAAACCGUUAAUUCCGUCGUGCAAUCAAAUUUAUAUCAAGAAAAUAUAUGUUCUCAAACGCAGGGCGUGAUAGCUUUGCCUAGAAUAAAUAUCACUCUGUUGCAAGCAUCCGUAGUCGAAGAAUUGACACAUUUUUCGGCUUUGGACAAUAUUCAAGAUUUUGCUUGCGUGUCCAUUUUUGCCGUGUCCAUCAAUACGGCAACCGUCAAAUUUCAUUUGGAAAAAAAAGCCAAAGAAAUCAUUCAAACUUUUGAGCGUCCCAUUGUGACUCCUAGUCAAAAGAAAAAUAGAAUUUUAAGGGGUGCAAGACCUCUUUCCACGGGGGGCCAGUACGUACCUAAAGAGACAACUUUCGGCGAUCCUGUUUACAUCGAAUCCUCCGAAAAGCAACAAAACGAAACAACCGUUAUUCUUAAUUUGGGUAAAAUUCACGCACAACUAAGAAGACUUUCGAACGAUUCCUCAAUUUUGAAAGAUGCUGUCGUCACUGCCAUUCCAGUUCAGUAUUCUAAAGUAAUGUUUCUAUGUAAAAAACUCUCGUCUCCUUUAUCCCUCUCUAAGUCCAAGGAGUCUCCUGCAGAAAUGAGUUUCGAUGAUAAUAUUUUUAACGACGAUAAAUUGGGUUUCAUUAUGUUUGAAACUGGGUUCGAGGGCGUUUCGAUAAAAGUCGUAAAACAAGAACAUUUCGAAAAGGAAGCAAAAGACACGGGAACGGAUUCUUCCGAAAAGAAAGAAAUAAAAAAAGAGUCUUACGAAAAGCUACAGCAACCUCUCGUGCCCGUUCACGUCAAUCAACACGAUUUACUAUCGAAUGCGAUGAAGUUUUCAACUCGAACAGCAAAUUCCCUAAAUAAUUUUAUCGAAAGUAAAGCUUUGAAGAGUAAAUCAAUCAGUAAAGUUUUCGAAAGCAGCAACGCCAAAAAUAGAAACGAAGAGAAAAGCAAUAGUAGCGGAACGGCCAUUAAUACUGUAGAAAAUUGUCAACAGCAAUCAAAUACGUCAUCUUGCGUUAUCGAAUUGGCAACAAUUUGGUUUAAUUUUGCUGCUCCUCCGAGAACUCCCAUUUCCCGAAAAAUGAAUUACACCAGGUUGGAUUGGAAUCUUUUAAGCACGGCAUCACCGGCUAUUAAUGCUUGGAUGAAUCCUAGCAGUCGAUUUGCAUCCAGAUUACUACACAUGUUUCGAUGUUCCUAUCGGCGCUCGUCUGGAGUUAUUUCUUGUUUAAUGGCGGAAGCUUUGGAAGUCCCAGAGAUCCACAUUCCGAAAAAAAGCAGAUACGGACGUCUGACACCUCUGGCAAAAACAUUACAAGAAGAUCCAUCCUGUCAAUUAUGCAGUGCCCUUCGAAAAUACGUGUUACAAACUGAUCUAACCGCAAUAGAAGCCAACCUGACUGAAAAUCAUUUGCCCAUGCUAUCAACGCUAAGGCAAGGAGUUAUAGUUUUAAGUCGGCAAUGGAAAAAUGUUUUGUACACGCCUUUGCUCUUGGAUCACAAUUACAAGACACGUCACCUAAAACCUUUGAACGUAACUUUUGCCAUGUCCGAAUCAGAAGACGAUAUCAUUGCUACGGACGGAGAGAAUUCUAAUGAAGAUAACGAAAUUACGGACGAGUGUGCCGUUUUAAUUAAUACCGAGGGUAGAUCUGUAAUCAACAACUUUAGGGGAUCGAAAAAAAAUGGAGGUUUCAGUUCGAAUACGGAACCGGAUUCAAAUUUUUUAACAUCACCAUUUUCUUCGUGUCAACAAGAGAAAAAAGGACAAUUACCCCCUCCUCAUAUGCCUCCUUCAUCUCGUGCCAGUAUCGUAUUUCCAAUUUUAAAUAUGAAUCAUCCGUUUCCGUCGGAAAAUAAAUUUUCCAUUCAUGAAUACAAUCAAAAUAUACCGAAAGACGUUAAACAAGCGGAGCAAAAACUCGGUUCGAACGGAAGUUCUUAUUCGAAUGGAAUACCGGGUAGCAAUCAUUCUUUGAUUAGCUUGGAGUCUCAUCCGACGGAAGAUUUGUACGCUUGGAUGGCUAAACAACAAGAAUUUAUGAAAGAAGAAAUAAAUUCAAAUGUUAAAAAUUCUGUUGAUUCGAACGUUCACAAUGAAGUAAGAGAUAACAUGCCGAGUCCACUCAGCGGAUAUAAUUUUUAUCCGGUUCAUGAUUCACUUUGCCUAUUAGACGUUCACCUGAUAUUCGAACCGUUGUUAUCUGCUCUCGGUGUGAUGCCUCAGCAAAUGAUUAGAAACAUGAAAAGUUCCUCUAACGCAGUGUUCGAUACGUGGGGCUCUAAUUUGUCGUUGGUGGCUGCAAUGGAAGGCAUGAGGGUUGAUAUUGUAGUGAGUGAAAAUGGUAAACCGGGAGAAAGGAAAAGGAAAAAACUAAAGAAUAACGGUGGAAAAUUGGCAAUGGAUAUAUCUACAACAAUGCCGGCGUUUAUUUGCGAGCGGAUAGGGGUAGAAGUGGACGUGAAAAAACUCGCAGACAUGACCGUGGAUGAUUUAAUUCAAAAACAAAACGUACUAUACAUUUCAAGAGGUCAAUUGAAAAAGCACACUACGACAAAAUUAAAUUUCAGCAUAAACAUCCAUUAUAUUUCCCAGCAAGUAAACAUGCCUCUGCUCAGACUCUUGCACCAGAUAAGCAGCAUGUACCAAAACGUCAAAGAUACGCAAAUGGAAUUGAAAGAGCAAAACCUCAAAGGAGCGCAUCCGACAAGCAUAACACUUUCCAAAGAUCAUAAAAACGAGUCUUCUUCUGCAUCUGAUCUCCAAGAUCAUUUCUCUACUUCUAUCGUCGAUCCAAUCAUAAAAACGAACAUUUACACCGUGCACACAUCAAUGAGCAAUCCCAAAUCGACCCUUUCACCUUCCUCUUCUCUUUUGUCCAGACCGCAAACGUUGGCUCAAAAAUUACGGUCGACGACAAAAAGUGUCAAAGGUUAUAUGAAUUUAAGUGAUACUGCAAUAACUCCGAUAUUUCCGAACGCAGGCGAAGAUAAAUCAAUCAAACCUCAGUGUUGGAAAACUCUUUAUUUUUUACUAGACUUGUAUGCCACCAUGCCAGAAACUAAAACGAUAUCGCAUAAAUUUUCUGCCGCGCCAGACGUUCUGGACGGUCUUAAAAAUAAAAAAUUUGAAAUAAAAACAAGCGAUUUCGACAUUGAAAAAUGUUUUCAAGAACGCGUCAACGUAAGCGGAUCCACUCCGAUCCCGUCGGAAAAACCGAGAGAACUAAGUUUUUUUACCACGGGCGAACGAACAAAACUUGUUGUGUUCGGAGUUGCCAGAAUUCAUCGCACCAAACUUUUAGCCACUUUAAGCGGUUUAAAAUUGGAAGCGGAAAUAACGAAUUUGCAUUCGAGCGUCACGUGUCGAAAAAAAAUGAAACCCGAAAGUCUAGAGUGUUCUCUCACGGGUCAAAUAGGGCGAACGAUGAUUGUUUUACUUGAAGGAGUUGCUCCUAAUCAACAAACGGUCGUUAAAGUAACGGUUGGAAAAUCGCAAGCGCUUUAUUCGAGUCUAUCGAAAAAAUCCAGAGACAAAAAUUCAGGUUUACUAACGGUUGGAGCUAUCAAUAUAGAUAUUCCUCAACACCCGGUCGUUUUGCACGGAAUGAUGACGAGAGGAAGUAAACAAUUGUCUUCGACGCUUCAAGAAUUGGGAGUUACGAGAUCGAGUAGAUUGAUGCGGGGUACAACAAUCGAUGAAACGGAUACGACGACCAAUUAUUCAUUCAAUAACUUUCAAAUAAACGAACCCGUAAAAGAUUUGGAAACGAAACCUUCGGCGACCUCGAGUUUUUUGGAACCGUUAGUAAUGCAAUUUUCUAUUAUUCUUCAAAGUUUGAGCAUCACGGCAGCACUUUUACCAUCCCUUCAAGCCCAGUACAAAAUGGAUCAAGUUAACAGCUCGGGAGUUACCGGAAGUAAAGCCAAAUUUACCGUUGACCUGCCCAAGCAUUCUUUAAGCUUCACCACGAAACUUCAAGUUGUCGAAGCAAACAUUCCCUCUGAAGCAAGUAUCGAUUUGCCUAAAGUCCACGUUUCAGCCGAAUACGUUCAAGAUGGGAAAAAUAGCGGGGAUUCGAAAUUGAUCGACGGGGUUGUUUUAAGAGAAGGAAGUUAUUUGAAUGCGACGGCCGACAUUGGAAAAUUUGAACACUCUCUGACCACGGAUCUUUUAAAUCAUUUAGUUUUCGUACAGAAGGUUUUCAUGAAGGAAGUCAACGAGGUUCUUCAAAAAGUUUACGGAGGAGAAAAAGUCGUACCUUUGUGGCAAGAAGAAGACGAUUCGAGUUCUUCGUAUUUAAAAAAAAUUUUAUUUUCUUUAAUAAUUAGAAUAAAAAGGAUUCAAUUGACGGCGACAACUCCUACCAAUUCUGCCGUGAGAUUAGAAACGGGGGCCGUUGAAUUUCAAUUAUCCAAUCGCGUGGAAAAUGUGUCUGGAUCCGCCGCACAGCCGAAUCCUUACAUGAAAAUAUUCGGCAAAGCUCAAGUCGAUAUAAAUUUAAGUUUGGGCCAACUUUUGAAAAAUGCAAUUUUCGAAGAAGCCGAACCUGAAUUUCAACAAUAUGCGUUUUUCAAAACCAGAGUCGGAUUAAGGAACGCUUUUCAAGGGGAAAUGAUUCAGGGCGAAGACAAAGAGAUUGUUUUAAUUACCCUGAGAAGACCUUUGGUAUACAUACAACCCAUGGCGGUGGACAAAGCAAUAUUGGUUUGGUUAAAUUAUAAGAACGCAUACGAUUAUUGGAACGAACAACGCAGUAAUUUAAAUAAAGAAGUUCUCACGGCUACUCAACAAGUAUUUGAAAAAGUACCCUUUAGUCAAUUAUCGAGCUCACCGUAUUUAGGCACGCUGUUCUUGCAAUUGACCGUCGAUGAUAUGGGCAUUUGCCUACCACUCCAACCUUUACCUCUUACUUCGUGGGGUUUGAAUAGAACACUGUACGCUGAGCCAGAGUCUAGAGCUGCUGUUGUCAUUACGCUUGAAUCUACGAGUAUUUCGGCUUGCAGUUCGGGGUCUCUUGUAAGCAAAGGUCGCUUCGUCGGCUUGUGCAUACGUUUCGCCGACGAUUUUGAAUCUAGUUUAGAUGAUUGGAAGCCCGAUAUGAACGACUCGACAAUUAUGAACCUUUGCGUUGUAUCAGAAGGCACUUAUGAAGUUUGCAGUCGCACCACAACUCAAAAACAAGGCAAAGAAAAUGCAAAGUGGUUUUUAAAUGUACAAUGGCAAAUGGAGGGCGUAGACAUUCACUUAGACGUGAACGUAGGAAAACAAUUGUCGGCAUUGGGUCACACGCUAACAAUGCUGACCGGCUCUACGGAAGAAGAAGAUUCGGCUACUUUAGAUUACGAUAGCGACGAACCCGAUGGAAUUAAUAUUUCUCUAGAUAACGUUUCUCAAAAGCGGUACAGAAAUGUCAUCGGAAGCUUACCAAGGUUUAUUUUCGAUCCAUCGAUAGAUUCGAAACAUCGAACGAAGCUUAUCGAAAAAGAAAUGCUCGAGCAAGCCAAAAUAAUAAACGAUUUACGGUCUUUGGGAGCAUCUUACGGAACGAUCGAACAAGAAGUAAAACGUUUGCAAGAACUUGAAGCUUUAGUUUACAAAGAUUUCAGAAGGGAUAUGAUUCAAAAGUUAAGACGUCAGAGUAUGAGAACUUCCGCCAUAAAAGAUAAAUUCGGUUUGAGUAAAAAUUCAGCAUCUAUUAGAUCCCGUUCAUUUAUAAUUCCUUCGCCUACUCCAGAAAGCGCAUUGGAAGCGGAUGGAAUGGGUGAAACAGGAUCUGGUAGCGUUAAAUCGGAAAUAUCAUCCAAUAGUUAUGAUACUCCGCCAAAAUCCGGACCUUCUCGUUCGGCUUCGCUCCGAGUUCAAGAAGUAGGGAGUCCUCGUGUAACUUUUAACGAAAUAAGAAACAUUUGUAGACAAUCUUCGUAUCCCAGCGCUGAUUCGGAUAUUAGUUUGCCUCUUGAUUCCGAAUGGGGAGAAGUGGAUCACAUAUUUGUAGAUGGAGAAAAAGUUCAGUUGCGUAAGAAAUAUUUAGAUAACAGCUACGAAGGUUCGGACGGCUUAGAUGACACUCCCACGACUUCAAGUCCGGUUCUUCCAUCUCAUUCUCCCGGCAAUCAAAAACCUCAAGAGCCGAACAUCGAUUUCGAACUUGAUGUAAAAGUUUUUAUCAAUAGUGGAAAAUGCAUGCUUCACACAAAAGAUUUGGUUAGAGAUGACGAAUUGAAAAUUUCCAAUAGAAUGAAAAAAGAAAGAAGUUGUUCUGGCGGCAUGUUCGAUUUCCCCCCGACCAGCCCGAAUACAGCUCGCCGAAACAAAGAAAAACAAAGCGGUUCUUCUAGUAGAUUAAGAUUCGCACAGGGCAACACUGCACAAAUCGUCGAUUUAACUUUCUUUCACAUACCGGGUUUAGACGUGAAAGUCCAUUACGAAUCCAAAAUAGAAAACGAAGAAAAUUCUUCACCUUAUUUGUCGAUGGAAGAAAGUUUGGCUUCUCCACUACAAUACCGAAAAUCAAGCAAUAAAAAAGCGAGUUUAUUUGCCUGGAUAACACUUCAAAGCAUUCCUCAAGAGACGAUAAUCAGUCCUCACAUUCUUGAUUUUCUAGAAAAAACUCUUGAACCUAUACCAUCUUCAACCGUACAAAAUAAAGAAGUUUUCUCUUCUUCCGGGCACGCAAUGUUUACCAUGGACGGAGAAUCGGCAUGGGAUGCUAAUUUAACAACGAACAAUUACGUUUACGCUUCUUUUCCGGUGGAUGUGAUGGUUUAUUUUCACAUGGAACCUUCGACUUUUAGAUUUUCUUGCCUUCCCGUGUCUAGAGUAGAAUGCAUGCUACAAUUACCUUCGCUUGAUAUAGUUUUUUCAUCGAAACGAGCCGAAGAAGAAUAUCAAAAUGAAUUCGGAGAAAAUUAUUAUAAAAAUAAUUCGAGUAAUAUUUUAGAAUCCGGACUUCCACCGUUUGCGAUCGGAGGUUUGAGUGUGACGGGUUGUCUCUCUAAUUUUUCACUGCACAUAUUUCACCCCUACGGAGGUAGCAAGAAGUCUGGAAUUAAAGAAGCUCAAUGGUCGCCCUUAGCGGAUAGCGAAAGAAAAGAUUCGCUGUCCGUUAACGUUGAAUUUGUCAAAUUUCAUUUGUCUAGAACGCGAAAGCUGAAUUUUCAAACCGAACAACCGAGUAAAAGUUCUAAAACGUCAAAUUUGGAUCAAAGUCGCGCCACAAUACGUUUUUCAACAUUAGUAGACAUUGGUUCGGCUUCAUUUAAAUACGACAUGAGAAGGUUAACUGAGAUUUUAGCCUUUCCGAAAGCCUGGUACAGACGAACAAUUGUGAGAAGAAUGUUUCUCGGAGAAUUACAUAUCAGUUCUAAUUACAGCGAAGAAGGAAACAUUUCAAAUUCAAGUUUAGAAGAAGAAGCAGCAGCAGCAGCGGCAGCAGGAGCUCUUUUACAAAAAGGUGAAAGUAGUAGCAGACACUUGAUUGAAGGUAGCGGUCAACGUAACAGCACUUCCUCGAAUAGAUCACCCAUGUCGAAUAGAGAUAAAGAAAAUCUCAGACUGAAUUUAAACGAACCUAAUAAAAAAUCUCGCGAAAACGAACGGAAAACAGUUUUGGAUGGUUCAUCGAAUAAUUUUUCCGAUCAGAAUUCAAGGUCUUCGUGGGAAACCCUUGUCUUAUUUGCCGUCAAUUUUACAAAGCUCAGAGUUCAAAUGAACAUGGGAAACGUUAUGGGGAACGUUAUGUGGCUGACGAAAGAUUUUCAUUCGGAAGGAAGGUUGUCGAUCGACAGCACCGGACAUAAAAACAUGUACAUCGGCUUGGGUUUAGGAGUUUGCAGCCUCGACGCAAAAGGCGGUAUCGUCGGCGGAGCCUUAGAUUUAAGCACAAUCGAUACAUUUGUACAUAUUAAAGAAGAUCCCGGUACGGAACCAGAUCACACUCUCGGACUUCGACUUUUCGCACUAGAGGUUAGAUUAGAUUACAUGGGUUCAGGAGUGCUCAUGGCGAGAGUGAGUUCUUUAAACGUUACACUGAGGGACAAGUGGAAAAUUCAUAAUUAUAAAAAUUCGGAUUCGUUCUUGGCAACGAAACGACCUGCUAUGAUAUUCGUUCACGGAGAUUUAGGAUGGGACCAAUUGCAAAUAAUGAUAUCCAAAUCGACGACGGCGGACAUGUUAAAAAUGUUUUACAAAUUGGAAGAAUUUUUUUCGCAGCAAUUUCAAAGUAGCAAAAGAGUUUUUUCAAGUCUACAACCGAAAGCACAAGGAGGUGUCAACAGUUCGAGAAAAAAAACGAAUAGGAAAAAACUUUACAGCACGGAUUCCGGGACGAUGCCGCAAUGGUCUACUCAAGAUCCGAAUCAUCACAGGCACUGGCAAAACGUUUUAUCGUACAUUUCCGGUUUUAAAUUAUCUACUUUUAACAUUCCUCUACCGCUUACGGGUACCAUAUUGGGAGGAACUAUGGAACUCCGCGGCUCCAACAUAUCACUAGCCUGUUUCCACGGUAUUAAUUUUAAAGCGAAAUCUUGGGCACUUUUCUCGUUAAAAGAACCUUGCAUAUCGUUUGCGACGGAAGCGCAAGAAAUUCAAUCGGCGUCGAACGCGGAAAAAAUGGACGUACACGUUUCGCAAACUCUAACGUUCAGUUUGGGAAUGUCGUUAAAGCACCCCAACGCUCAACACACGAGCAUGGCGACCAUAUGCAGAAUGAGUAGAAACAUAGCUUUUCCGCCUCAGUAUAAAACGCUUCAAGAAUGGUUCAAUUACGCAUUCGCGACGAGCGAAAUAGAUUCCGUGGAAAGGUUUCCUACUUUGGAACGAGAACGGGGCACGGACGAGUUAUCGAUAGACGAUCAAAAGCGAAGUAGAACAAGUACAAAAGUACAAGAUUUUAAUCACACAAGAGAAGACAUAUUUGCACUUCCUGCAAUGCAAUUACAUUUGAAAACGGAACAUUUGCAAUCGGUCGAAACUCCCGACAGUUCAGAUGAGAAAGCCGUGGUAGAUUGCAGUUUCAUAACGGAAUUCGAAGAUCACAUAUUCGUCACAAUCGAUGCGGAAGCUUUCUUUUUCCUUCACGACCUCAUAUCAUCGUACCUUAAAGAAAAAGAAAAAGUGAUAAUAUCCGUGCAAACGAUUAAAUGUCACAGUCCGGAUUCGGAUAAGAAAAGAGACAGCGUCGUCAUCGAAGAUGAGAAAAAAGAAAAGAAAUCCCACGAAAGCGGUGACGUUUUUACAAAAGAUUGGAGAACGUAUAAUUGCAAAACGUGGCAUUUAGAACCCAAAGUCAAGUUGUGGUCGUGGGCCGGUAAAAGCAUAGAACCCUACGGAGUGGAUUACAUAUUGCAAAAAUUAGGUUUUUCACACGCGAGAACAACCAUUCCAAAAUGGGUUCAAAGAGGUUUCAUGGAUCCUCUUGAUAAAAUAUUAGCCGUUUUAAUGCAUCAAAUGAUAAUGGCUGUAAAAGAAAAUUCAACCGAAUCAAAUCGUAAAAGUUAG
This is a messenger RNA of Pediculus humanus corporis (human body louse), 14763 nucleotides long. RefSeq lists its product as uncharacterized. The coding region runs from base 1 to 14763 and encodes 4920 amino acids. Gene Ontology annotation, biological process: synaptic vesicle endocytosis. The transcript is spliced from 7 exons. The record is from RefSeq and is a predicted model, not a curated record. NCBI's taxonomy places the organism in Eukaryota, Metazoa, Arthropoda, Insecta, Psocodea, Pediculidae.